This is a messenger RNA of Andrographis paniculata, 3585 nucleotides long. RefSeq lists its product as uncharacterized. Gene Ontology annotation, biological process: regulation of exocytosis. The transcript is spliced from 24 exons. The coding region runs from base 257 to 3334 and encodes 1025 amino acids. The record is from RefSeq and is a predicted model, not a curated record. NCBI's taxonomy places the organism in Eukaryota, Viridiplantae, Streptophyta, Magnoliopsida, Lamiales, Acanthaceae. Gene Ontology annotation, molecular function: myosin II binding; GTPase activator activity; syntaxin binding. Gene Ontology annotation, cellular component: plasma membrane; cytoplasm.
UAUGGAAGAAGAAACUGUCCCCACCCCAUUAAUCAACCGUUUGCCUUUCUGCUACUGCUGCUUCUGCUUUGCUAUUUAUUACGCCAUUCCCACUCUCACUCCAUUUUUGAUUUGCUCUCUUUCUUUCUCUCUCUCUGUCUGAAAUUAAUUUCUUCGAUGCCCUUCUUCCCUUGCACUCUUUUGAAUUUUUGUCUGGCGGCUUUUGGUUUUGGGUUUUCGUUUUGUCCUAAUCUUGGAAUUCGCGAAAUCUUCCUGGAUGGAUAUGCCUGUCUUCGUGAAGAAACUGGUCGAGAAGGCUUCUUUGAAGAAGCCUGCGGGAUUAUCCGAUAACUUGAAGCCAGAUGAGGUGAAUCCUCAUCUGGUUUUCCAUUAUGGAAUUCCAUCGGGAUCCAUAAUGCUCGCAUACGACUCCAUUCAACAAAUUCUUGCUAUUUCGACCAAAGACGGACAAAUCAAAUUGUUUGGUAAAUGUGGCUCUCAAGCCAUAUUGGAAUCUCCCGAGACAGCCCCGAGCAAAUUUUUGCUGUUUGUCAAGAACCAGGGUAUACUUCUUAAUGUAAAUGCCAAUAACCAUAUCGAGGUCUGGGAUAUCGACAGGAAGCAUUUGUCUGCUGUCCAUCACUACGAGAAAGACAUCGCCUCAUUUGUUGCCAUGCACAAUGCGCCUUAUCUGUAUGUCGGAGAUUCUUCUGGUAAUGUGUCGAUCUUGAGGCUUCACCAAGAGCAACAUACCAUUGAACAGAUGAAGUACCAAAUUCCUCUUUCAGCAUCUCAUGGAAAAUCGAGCGAAGCUGAGAAUGAUGUCAUGGUAAAAUUCAUACUUUGUCACCCCACUGCUGAAUCUAAAAGGGCCCUUAUUAUCUUUUCUGACGGUGGAAUUACUUUAUGGUCGAUUCGAGAAAGCAAAGCUAUAUUUACCACGUGUGGUUCGACUACGGUACAACUAAUCCAUCAAGAUGCAAAGAAAGUAACAGCAGCAUGCUGGGCUUGCCCUGUCGGCACUAAAGUAGCCGUUGGAUACAGUAACGGGGAUAUAACUGUGUGGAGCAUUCCUAGUUAUCAAAAUGAGCUGUCUUCUAGUCAGAUCACGCCGGCUUAUAAGCUGAAUCUUGGAUAUAAGGCCGAGAAAAUCCCAAUAUCAAAGAUGAAGUGGAUUGACUCAGAUGGAAAAUCGAGUCGCCUUUAUGUUUUAGGUUGGUCGGACUCUACUACAAACACGGUUCAGGUAGUUCUGCUGAAUGAACAAACUGAAACUCGGACAAUUAAAUUAGGACUCCAACCUCCCGAGCCGUUGAUUGAUUUUGAAAUUGCUACAAGCUCCAUCGAACAAAACAAGAAUAGAUGUGAUCCACUUCUUUUGCUCGGGAGGUCAGGUCAUGUCUAUGCCUACGAUGUGUAUUCAAUCGAAAGAUACCUGACGCAGUCGCAAAAUAAAUCAUCUCCUUCACUUCCGAAAGAGUCGUUGAUAAAGCUACCGUACUGUGAUUCUAGCAUUACAGUCGCUAAAUUCAUUACAGGUGUUCCUUGUUUGCUCUGUUCUGCAGAAGAGGACAUCAACAUGCUGGAGAAGAACAGUCUCCCACUUUUUCCAUUCGAAAGAAGUGUCAAAGACGGAAGCAACUCCUUUAGUUCAUUUUCCAAGGCACAGAACUUGUUUAUUACAGGGCAUAGUUCCGGGGCAGUUAACUUCUGGGAUGCGUCUCGCCCGCUGUUUCUUCCGUUAGUGUCUGUAACUCAACAGAGUGACAAUGAUUUUUCUCUAAGCGGCAUACCAGUAACAGCAUUAUACUACAGCAUCGAUUCACAUGUUCUUGUGUCUGGAGAUCAAAAUGGAACGGUUCGCGUAUACACAUUUAAACCGGAGCUGUUUGCCCCUCAGAACAAUUUUUUGUCCUUCCAAGGAAGUUCAAAGAAGAGCAGUCAAUACGUUCGAAGAGUCAAGGUUAUAAAGGUUAAUGGAGCAGUUCUUUCAAUAAAUGCUACUGAAAAUAUGAAACAACUUGCCAUUGGAUCUGACCAAGGAUAUGUAACUUUAAUUGAUCCAGAAGGUCCAAAUGUCUUGUACACAAGACAGAUCGCGAGUGAAUUCAGCACAGGUAUUAUCUCCAUGAAUUUCGGGACUUGCAGCUUCCAUGGCUUUGAGAAAAAUGUCAUGAUUGUGGCAACAAAAGAUUCAUCUGUUUUAACAUAUGAGAAGGAUAGUGGCACUACACUAAGCACCGGCGUAGUUCGUCCGAAAAAACCAUCGAGGGCCCUAUUUAUGCAGAUUUUGGGAGCAAACUCUGCGGAUAGUGCAGAUUCAUAUCUACUGCUGUGUUCUGAGAAAGCCAUUUAUGCAUUUUCCUUACCACACUUAGUCCAAGGUGUUAAGAAAGCACACUACAAAAAGAAGUUCAAUUCGCCGUGUUACUGGGCAUCAACUUUUGGAUCUCCUGACGUUGGACUUAUUAUUCUUUUUGCCACUGGAAAAAUCGAGAUUAGGUCCUUACCAGACUUGUCUCUUUUAAAGGAAAGUUCAGUAAGAGCACUAACAUUUUCAUCUUCGAGACUGUCCUCAAUGUCUGACAUUAUAGUUUCAUCGUCCCAUGAUGGUGAACUUAUUAUUGUCAAAGGUGAUCAUGAAUUAGUACUCGUGUCAACCUUUCUCCACAAGGAGGCUUACAGGUGUCUGGACUCGGGUACCCGAGUUCUGCACAAAGAAUUAGUCAAUGCUCAAGCACUCGUCUCCUCUCCCGUGAAAGAAAAAAAGAAGGGAAUGUUCGGUUCUGUGAUCAAAGAAAGCAAAUCUACAAAACCAAAAAGUAGGCUUGAGGUAGAAACAGAAGAUUCUAGAGAAAGCAUUGAGGAGCUGUGGACUGUAUUCUCGGCUGCUAAUUUCCAAAAUCUGAAUGAUACUGAAUCCGAGGAGAAUAUUGAUACCAAUAAGGCAGUUGUCGAUUUGGAUAUAGACGAUAUUGACAUUGAUGAUCUGAAGGAGAAGCCGAGGGGAAAUCCGGUUAUUGCAGGAUUCAAUAAGAAUAUAACAAAUAAAUUUCAAGCAAUUAAAGGGAAGUUGAUACAUGCCAAGGUGAAGAAUGAUAAAGUUGCUGUAAACAACGAGCCUCAUGAAGAGAAGACCGGUGCUGUCGAUCAAAUAAAGAAAAAGUACGGCUAUGCAAUGUCCAGUGAUACAAGUGCUGCAAAUGCCGCAAAGACGAAGCUAAGUGAAAAUUUGAACAAGUUGCAGGGAAUCAGCAUGAAAACGACGGAGAUGCAGGAUACGGCCCGGUCCUUUUCUUCGAUGGCCAAGCAAGUGUUGCGCUUCUCGGAAACUUCGAGUUCCAAAAAAGAGUGAUUUUUUUUUUUUUCUUUUUUUGUCUGCACAUAUUUUGCAUUCAUUUUGUUUUGUGUAUAACGUUGGUUGUUGGCGAGCAGUGUGGUCUUGUCUGGUCAUGGAUUCCUUAAUUGUUUCGUAUAAAUUGAUGAAUCUUCAACUGAACUAAUUAUUUGUAUUGCAAAGGCAAGGCAAGGCUGCUGAGUGACUCAUUUUGUGAUGUAUAUUUGGUUGUGUAGAAUUCAAGUAUAUUUGUGUAUUUCAGUAUUCAA